AUGUCGCUCGAUGCGCCAGCUUCGGCGUAUAGUAUCUCUGAGCCCCAGGCACGGGCUCUAAGUGCUUCAUGUCUUGAUUUCCUCCUAAUAGAGCUGGUACCUAUGGCAGAACGCCUGGCGAAGGAACUCUCAACCGAUGAUAAGACCCCCGAUGACGAUGAGAUUAGGGAAACAACAUUUUUCCGCCUCGAGUCUCUUGGAUACAGAGUUGGACAAGGUCUUGCAGAAAGAUUCUCUCGAGACCGCCCUAGAUUCUCGGAUAAUCUUGAUGUUAUCAAGUUUUUAUGCAAAGACUUAUGGACCAUCCUUUUCAAGAAGCAGGUCGAUAAUUUGAAAACCAAUCAUCGGGGAGUAUAUGUUCUGACCGAUAAUUCAUUUCGGCCAUUUGCAAGGAUGAGCAUGUCUAUGAGAAGCGAGGCGGUGUCCAUGGCUCAGGCGUACCUAUGGUUCCCAUGUGGUGUCAUUCGAGGCGCUCUAUCAAACCUGGGAAUUAAUACUACUGUUCAGGCCGAGACGGGUGAGCUUCCAGGAGCAACAUUUCAGAUCAAAACAGUCCAACCCAAAUCAUGAAUAGAGUGCGAACAGCUGGCCCGUACGUUAUC
Molecule: messenger RNA, 602 nt
Organism: Aspergillus nomiae NRRL 13137
Lineage: Eukaryota; Fungi; Ascomycota; Eurotiomycetes; Eurotiales; Aspergillaceae
Product: trafficking protein particle complex subunit
Exons: 4
Coding region: 1-570 (189 amino acids)
Biological process (GO): endoplasmic reticulum to Golgi vesicle-mediated transport; regulation of GTPase activity
Cellular component (GO): cis-Golgi network; TRAPP complex; trans-Golgi network
Source: RefSeq, a predicted model, not a curated record